Molecule: messenger RNA, 591 nt
Organism: Penaeus indicus
Lineage: Eukaryota; Metazoa; Arthropoda; Malacostraca; Decapoda; Penaeidae
Exons: 3
Coding region: 1-591 (196 amino acids)
Source: RefSeq, a predicted model, not a curated record
AUGAGUUAUCGCUGCUCACUUCCCCGAAGUUCCCCUUCCAAGAGAUUUCCCGAACUAUUCCUUCGGGAACUUCCUGGUCCCUCGGAGCCGCCAUUGCCUUCCCUUAGAGUCCAUUUGUUCCCCUACCCCCCCUGGCAACCCCUGUCCCGCGAGACCCGGGUGCUCCCCCAGGGUCCCCGCGCUGCCCAAACUUCCCCCCGAGGCCCUGAGUCCCCGAGAGCGGCCCUCCCUCGCCCACUCUCCCCCCAGGGUCGUGCGCCUCCCCUGCCUCCCCCGGCGCCCAAGAGCCCGAAGGCCCUCCUGCAUUCCCCAGCCUUCCCUGCCACGCGAGCUCCCCGCUUCCCUCAAAGUCCCCUCGUCCCCUUCCGCCCCUCCCCGGGCGCGCCCCCGAGUGCGCCUGCCCCCCGGAGCGCCCGCCACGAAACCUGGCUUCCUUCUUCGCGGGAGUUAAAAUGGCGGCGCUGCUCCCCUCGGGUCCCCUCGGAUCCCCUCUCGCGCGGCGGCCUCGCGGUCUCCCGCGCCCGCCCGCACGCCCGCCGCCGAGGCAGACAGCACCUGGUGGGCGCGCUCUUGGGCCGGGCGCGCUGCUGA